Ectocarpus sp. CCAP 1310/34 is the source of this 1986-nucleotide messenger RNA. NCBI's taxonomy places the organism in Eukaryota, Phaeophyceae, Ectocarpales, Ectocarpaceae. The record is from the annotation of a GenBank genome assembly.
AUGGAGGCAUUGGGCUGCGGUUGGGCGCCGGGCAACGGAGCAUGGAAACGUGCCGCAGCUCUGGGGAAUAUCGAAGUACUGAAUCUGUUCUUGGAUUGGUCCAAUGACGCAUGUGACCUGGGCGAGUGGGGUGAGUGGGGCGAUGGAGUGUUCGCAGCUGCUGUGGAGGCCGGGCACACUGACGUUCUGAAGUUGUUGAUCGCGGCAGGCUGCAAUAAAGAUCAGAUGGGAUUGAAGGCCUUAGAAGUCGCCGUAGAGUCAGAGAAUUUGGAAUGGUCAGACACCCAAGCGGAGACGUUCGAGUGGAUGAUGGAGGCAUGGAUGGAAACGCGGGGAGGGGAGGGGCCGGACGUGUUCAUCCAAGAAGCCGACGGUGCCUGUACUCUAGCAGCGGACAAGGUGUUCAAGGGGGCGAAGAAGCUGAGGUGCCUUUGGCACCUGUGGAAGAACGUCAAGGAAAAGCUCGGCAGCAUCUUGGGCAAAGAUUUUGCUGCUUUCACCAACGACUUCCAGAAGAUGGGCGGCCGGCUGUCGGAGACCGGCUUCGAGGAAUCGUUCGAGGAGCUCUGCAUUAACUUCGCGAAGGCGGAGAACUACUUGCGGCAUUUGUACAAGGAUCGUCACCGCUGGGCGGCGGCUUUCUCCGUGCUGACGUUCAGUGUUUCGUCGUUCACGUCCAGCCGAGUCGAAGGUAUCAACAGGGUCAUGAAGAAAGUCUGCGGCGCGAUGACUUCUCUGCAAGGCGUCUUCGAAUUCUUCGAAGGAGCGAUCGAGAAGCAGGAAGAUCGGGCACUCCUUCGCACCGCUCGGCUCGCCCUUCCUGCUGUGGCGAUGGCGGGUGUUGACGACGUGUGGUUCGGGGACAAGUUCAUGGCGCUGAUCCGUUUCGGACUUGGGAUGUGGCCGUUUCGGUACAUGACCAUGGAGAUGGAGGCCGCCGCGAUUUUUUGUGGUGGUGGUGGUGCCGUGCUUGAGGGGGACGAGCGUUUCGAAGCACCGUCGAAACUAGAGUUCCUGGGCGAGUUGAUUGUGGGCGUGGAGACGGUCGCCGCAGUCAUGGAAAGCCGUUACGGCCGGGUCAUGCGGUACAUAGUUUGCAGCAUGCAGGAUGGCAGUCACAUCUGCUCGUGCCGCACACUUCAAGAACUCGGUCUUUGUUGCCGGCACUUUUGGCAGGCCAUGCGUUUGAGCCCGAAGUUCAAAUUUCACGUAGGCAUACUCAACAGGCAUUGGCUAACAGAGCAGGGCCUGAGGGAACUGGAGGCUUGGCCACCAGAGUGCAAGCAGUGGAUGGUAGCGCUAGUCAACAGCGACGCGUCCAAAGACGACCAGGUACGCCCUCCCACGGCAAUGGUGGGUGACACUUGGCAAGCUAUCCCGGAGAAUGCCACCAUAGAGACCAGGCUGCAGAGGGUGGCGCAGACAGGGCAAAGUAGUCAGGACCGCCGGCUCCUUUUUGUGGAGAUGUUGAAGAAGACCACCUGCCGUGAGCUCUGGGGUGCAGCUUGUUCCCCCUGAUACUAUGCGUGCUAUCGUGCAGACUUUCGAAAAUAGCAUGAACGCCGCGGCGAUGAUUUCGUCGGGGCAGGGGGCUGUACUGGGCAACCCACAAGCUGUGCGCCAACCAGCUGUUAGAAGUCAAGGUACGAAAGAGAAGUCGAGCUUGGAAUGCGGCGGGGCAAAGAAUAGGAGGCGCGCGCAGGCCAACCACACUUGAACCUUGUCGAGCUUACAACGGGUUCUGGUCAGUUGUGGUCGUGGACAAACAUCUACGUUGAAUGACGUCGUGCAGUCGGGGAUAGGGGGGGCGACCCCGUGUGUUAUGAUUCCAACCGCCGCUGUAUAUCCCAGUGACGGGUGACCAGAAAGCAUUUUUGGGUUGUUCUACUGUUUUUUUUGCAGCUGUGAUGGGGUGUUUUUCUAUCGGUGAUACCGGGGGUGUGGAAUCAUUCCGCUCGAAAGAACAUAAUUAAGCGACAAGAUUUG